This is a messenger RNA of Astyanax mexicanus (Mexican tetra), 2011 nucleotides long. Its product is annotated as upstream stimulatory factor 2. Gene Ontology annotation, biological process: regulation of transcription by RNA polymerase II. Lineage: Eukaryota; Metazoa; Chordata; Actinopteri; Characiformes; Acestrorhamphidae. The transcript is spliced from 9 exons. Gene Ontology annotation, molecular function: DNA-binding transcription factor activity, RNA polymerase II-specific; RNA polymerase II cis-regulatory region sequence-specific DNA binding; protein dimerization activity. Bases 1 to 810 code for a protein of 269 amino acids. The record is from RefSeq and is a predicted model, not a curated record.
AUGGAGGUGUUGGAGCGGAAUCUGGAAACUUUAGUGAGGUUCGAGCAGCGUGGAGGGGAAGCGGUGCAGAGAUCUGAAGGAGUACGUUUAGAAGGAGGUGUUCCUGGAUCCAGCACUCCACAGCACUUCUUAACUCUGCCCAACUACAACUCCCAGUAUCAGCUCCAGUCUGACACCAGCACUCCACAGGCUGUGAUUCAGAGCCCGUUCAGUGUUGAAGGUGGUCCCGCGGCGGAGGCGAUGGGGGGCGAGCCGCGCUUUGCUUAUCUCCCCACAGCUGCUGUAAGCGAUGUGGCCCCGGUGGGCGUGUCCCUCCAGCCCAGCCAAUCAACACUCACCCAUUCCGGAGGUCAGUUUUAUGUGAUGAUGACUCCUCCUGAUGUUCUGCAUGCAGGAGCUCCACGCUCCAUAGCUCCACACCCUCAUCCCAACACAGCGAAGACGGAGGGUCCGCGGACCCCCAGAGACGAUAGGAGGCGGGCGCAACACAACGAAGUGGAGAGGAGGAGGAGAGACAAGAUCAACAACUGGAUCAUCACACUGUCCAAAAUCAUCCCCGACUGCAACCUGGACACCACCAAAACCGGAGCGAGUAAAGGAGGGAUCCUGUCGAAGGCCUGCGAUUACAUCCAGGAGCUGCGGCAGCAGAACCACAGGCUGCAGGAGGGUCUGAACGAGGUGAAGAGAGUCCAGAUGGACAGGGAGCUUCUUCAGCAGCAGGUGGAGGAGCUGAAGAGCGAGAAUGCAUUUCUGCGAGCUCGACUACAGCAGGGAGGAGUCGGGGGUCUUCCAGACGAGCCUUUACUCUGAACUGGAGCUCCAUCACAUCCUAAUGGACCAAAACGUGAUGUUCUCCAUUCUACAGCCUUCCUACAGUGAUCCAAACUCAGUACUGGUUUUUAACACGAGGUAAACUUAAGUUUUCCAGACUGAACUGCCUGAACUGGACCACAAGACUGCUGUUUACACUGGCUGGCAGUGCAAGCCCAAUGGAGGCCAUGUGUCCUGGAGGAGCCUUCAGACCCGCAAGACCAUUUUUCACUGUUUAUUCGCUCGUUUGUUUAUUUGCGUGUUUAUUUAUUCAGCUCGGACUCCGAUAACGAGACGCGCUGUUCCGCGCGGUUCUCAUUCAUUUGUAGUUCCCACUGGCGCUAAUCUACAAGCGUUUGUAUCAUGUUUCCUUUUUCUCAUUUCCAUUUUCCCCCCUCCCCGUCACUCGUGCCUUUGUUUUAGUAUCAGUUGUUUAUUUUAUGCACAUUUAACGUUUCAUGCACAAUGCCCCCCUUUCCCUACCUUAAAAAAAGCCCAGCUGGGGCACGACUGAGGAAGUUUGCUGAUAACAGAAGAAAUAAUGGCAAAAAAAGUAUGAAAAUAUGAAAAAACAUUGAGAAUUAAUGAGGUCUUGUCAGUAUUUAGAACUAAAUUCAUUGUUAAUCACAGCUAAAACGCCCACAUGUAGCUGGAAAGUAUCUGGAAAGGUGUUGAGAUGAUAGACAGUAAGAUUGUGAUGAUAAAAAAGGCGCCGCUAAACUAAAGUGAAAUCUUACAAUCCUUACAGUGUCUCACUUCCUUUCUAUAAUGUCUAACGUUACAGCACGUAAAAGAUAAACCCAUUACAUCAGCUAUUGUAGCACUAAUAUACCACAAAAUAACCUUUAUAGUCAGAAAUAAUAUAUUAUACAGCAAAAUCCACAGUUAAUCCUGCAAAAACACAUAUCUUUCAUCAGCUUUCUCGCCAUUACAUUUGACAAUGUUAAAUGCUAAGGGGAGAUGUAGAAAUGCAUUUCUAUAGCUUGGCUAAUGCCUUUUAAAACUUGGCUAUUGUUACUUUUCAAAGUAGCCUGAUAAAAAGAUUGAAACUAAGUCUUGUAAUACAACAGUUUACUGUAAAACUACUCAUCUGAGUAACUAAUUCCUCACUAGGUUCAUUACUGUAGUGUAUGAAGCUUUUAGUUUCUUCUUCACAUUUCCCUUCUACCUUAAAACACAUUACCAUUCCACCUUAACAGUU